Molecule: messenger RNA, 2676 nt
Organism: Rhododendron vialii
Lineage: Eukaryota; Viridiplantae; Streptophyta; Magnoliopsida; Ericales; Ericaceae
Product: glyoxysomal fatty acid beta-oxidation multifunctional protein MFP-a-like
Exons: 18
Coding region: 31-2181 (716 amino acids)
Biological process (GO): fatty acid beta-oxidation
Cellular component (GO): peroxisome
Molecular function (GO): NAD+ binding; (3S)-3-hydroxyacyl-CoA dehydrogenase (NAD+) activity
Source: RefSeq, a predicted model, not a curated record
AGAGAGAGAGAGAGAGAGAGAGAGAGCAACAUGAAGGGGAGAACAGUGUUGGAGGUGGGAGCCGAUGGGGUCGCUAUCAUCACCAUAACUAAUCCGCCACUCAAUUUGCUCUCCGUCGACGUUAUGCUCAGCUUAAAAGAGAGCAUUGAAGAAGCAUUGCCAAGAGAGAAUGUGAAAGCAAUUGUGGUAACUGGUUCUGGUGGUAAAUUCUCUGGAGGCUUUGAUGUGUCUGUAUUUGGUGGGAGUGAUGGCAGAAAGGAGAACCAAAAGGUUGGAUUUAUGUCGAUAGAAUUUCUCACCGACGUUUUGGAAGCUGCAAGCAAACCUAUAGUAGCCGCUAUUGGUGGCCCUGCCUUGGGUGGUGGAUUUGAAGUUGCACUGGCCUGCCAUGCCCGGAUAUCAACUUCUACUGCACAGCUAGGCUUGCCUGAGCUUCAGUUUGGGUUAAUUCCUGGACUUGGAGGAACACAGCGGUUGCCACGUCUUGUAGGCCUUACUAAAGCUCUUGAGAUGAUGCUGAUGUCGACGCCUGUGACUGGGCAGGAUGCUCAUAUUCUGGGCCUUGUGGAUUCCGUAGCUCCAACAGAUGAGUUGGUCAACACAGCUCGUUCCUGGGCCUUGCAAAUUUUGGCUCGUAGAAGACCAUGGGUUACUAGUUUGCAUAGAACUGACAAAUUAGAGUCCCUAGCAGAAGCUAGGGCAAUACUAAAGGUCACUAGAUGUCAAGCCCAGGAACAAGCUCCAAAUCUCAGACACCAACUUAUAUGCAUUAAUGUCAUUGAAGAGGGCAUAAUUUCCGGUCCUCGUAUUGGUCUUCUGAAGGAAGCAGAGGCUCUAGAGGACCUUCGGCAAUCUGAAAUCACCAGGAGUUUGGUCCACAUCUUCUUUGCUCGACGUGGAACUUCAAAGAUUGCUGGAAUCACUGAUUUGGGCUUGACACCAAGGAAAGUUAAUAGGAUUGCUGUUGUUGGAGGGGGACUAAUGGGCUCUGGAAUAGCAACGGCAUUGAUUGUAAGUGACUACCAUGUUGUUCUAAAAGAAGUAAAUGAGAGUUCUCUUCUGGAUGGGAUAGGCAGGGUCAAAGUCAAUUUGGAGAGUCAAGUCAAGAGAGGAAAAAUGACACAAGAGAAGAUUGAGAGAACACUUUCUCGUCUGAAUGGUGUUCUCAGCUAUGAUAGCUUUAAAGAUGUGGAUCUAGUCAUAGAGGCUGUAGCUGAAAAUCUCUGUUUAAAGCAACAAAUUUUGUUCGAUAUUGAAAAAUAUUGCCCUCAACAUUCCAUCUUUGCUUGUAAUACCUCUGCAUUUGACUUGAACGCGAUUGGAGAAAGGACAAAAUCUCAAAAUCGGAUCAUUGGGGCCCAUUUUUUCUGCCCUGCCUAUGUAACGCCUCUCCUGGAAAUAGUUCGCACAGAAAGAACCUCCCCCCAAGUAAUUGUAGACUUGCUAGAUGUUGGGAAGAGGAUAAAGAAAACUCCAGUAGUUGUUGGGAAUUGCACUGGCUUUGCAAUUGGGCGGAUGUUCUUCCCUUACUCACAAUCAGCCAUGUUGCUUGUUGAACGUGGUGCUGACGUAUACAGGGUUGAUCACGCAAUUACGAAAUUUGGGAUGCCAUUGGGCCCAUUUAGAGUGGUUGAUCGGGUUGGUUUUGAGGUUGCUAUUGCGACUUCUAACCACUAUGUAAAGGCCUAUCCAGAGAGAGCAUUUAAACCAAUGCUGAUUUCUGUCCUGCAAGAGGAGAACCGAGCAGGGGAAUCUACUCGAAAGGGUUUCUAUUUGUAUGAUGACAAUGGCAAGGCUAGCCCAGAUCCUGACAUACAGAAAUAUGUCGAAAGGGCUCAGAGCACAUCUGACGUUACGUUGAUGAAGUUGUCUGAUGGAGACAUAGUUGAGAUGAUAUUCUUUCCUAUCGUGAAUGAGGCCUGCCGCAUCCUUGCUGAAGGAGUUGCGGUCAAGGCAUCCGACCUUGAUAUUGCUUCUGUACUGGGGAUGGAAUUUCCAGCAUACAGGGGAGGAAUCAUUUUCUGGGCCAAUUCUAUUGGGUCCACAUACAUUUGCUCAAAAUUGAAGGAUUGGUCAAUGACACAUGGAGAUUUCUUCAAGCCGUGUGCUUAUUUAGUGGAACGAGCUGCCAAGGGAGCUUCUCUGGGAGCCUCUGUCGAACAAGCUAACUCUCGGUUAUAAGAUUCAUCAGGUCAAAUAUUCUACAACUGUGCAGUCAAGAAUAUCAAUGAAGGUGAACUGGUAUAAUUGUGCUAAACUACAUUUCCUGUCACCACUUGUCAGUGCUAAUGGCUUCACCGCUGGUCUGGCUUCUUAAGCAGGGAACAACCAUCAUACUUAUGGCUGCUUUAAAAUGAAACUGUUUCUGUGACACUAUCGGCUGUUGAACAGGAUGGAAAAGCCAUUGCUGGUGUUUGACGUGCUUUUGUUGGAGCUUGGAGGUGGUACUAGACUUUAUACACCAUAUGUCUUCCGGCACUAGAGAUGGUAAAUAAUUUUCUGCCCAAGAUAUAUGGUCCUUUCAAUGUGUCUAAUAUUCUAUAUAAGCAACAUUGCGUUAACAACUCUUAUAGGACCACAAACACAUUCACAAAUGUGGUAGGGCCUAUUAUAGAUGGUCUUUUGAAUGUGUAUUUUUGUAUUUACUAUGCUAUGAUUUUUUUUUUUUAAGCUUUC